Messenger RNA from Vombatus ursinus (common wombat), 5176 nucleotides. RefSeq names its product GLIS family zinc finger 2 (gene GLIS2). Gene Ontology annotation, biological process: regulation of transcription by RNA polymerase II; smoothened signaling pathway. Gene Ontology annotation, cellular component: nucleus. Bases 123 to 1721 code for a protein of 532 amino acids. The transcript is spliced from 7 exons. Lineage: Eukaryota; Metazoa; Chordata; Mammalia; Diprotodontia; Vombatidae. The record is from RefSeq and is a predicted model, not a curated record. Gene Ontology annotation, molecular function: RNA polymerase II cis-regulatory region sequence-specific DNA binding; DNA-binding transcription factor activity, RNA polymerase II-specific.
AACCCGGCUCGCCGCCGCCGCCCGGGGUCCCUCCAGCUAGAGGUUCCUGCCCACCCCCACCCCCCCUUACCUCCUGCCAGGGAACCUUUCUGCCGCAGCCACACCGGCCCCUGGUUGGCACCAUGCACUCUUUGGACGAGCCGCUGGACCUGAAGCUGAGCAUCACCAAGCUUCGAGCAGCGCGAGAGAAGCAGGAGUGGGCUUUGGGUGGUGUCCGCCACAGGACCCUGCACCGGGAGCUGGGCUUGGUAGAUGAUGGCCCUGCCCCUGCGUCCCCUGGAUCCCCUCCUUCAGUCCUGGGCCACCCUGAUUGCCUCCCCUCCCACUCAGGAUUCUUGCUGAACCCCAAGUUCCCCGAGAAGGGGGACAGCCGCUUCUCAGCGGCACCGCUAGUGGAUCUAAGCUUGUCGCCCCCAUCGGGACUGGACUCUCCGGGUGGCAGCACCUCCCUGUCUCCUGAGCGUCAGGGUAAUGGGGACCUGCCACCAACUCCCGCUGCCCACGACUUCCAGUCUCUUCGUUACAUUGAUGGAGUUCCCAGUUCCUUCCAGUUUUUCUUGCCAUUGAGCUCAGGGGGUGCAUUGCAUCUGCCCUCCUCUUCCUUCCUCACCCCACCUAAGGAGAAGUGCCUCUCUCCAGAUGUGCCCCUGCAAAGGCAACUUGUCUGUCGCUGGGCCAAGUGUAACCAGCUCUUUGACCUGCUGCAAGACCUGGUGGACCACGUCAAUGAUUUCCAUGUCAAACCCGAGAAGGAGGCUGGCUACUGCUGCCACUGGGAGGGCUGUGCCCGCCAUGGCCGGGGUUUCAAUGCUAGGUACAAGAUGCUGAUUCACAUCCGGACUCACACUAAUGAGAAGCCGCAUCGAUGUCCCACCUGUAACAAGAGCUUUUCUCGCCUAGAGAACCUUAAGAUUCACAACCGAUCACACACAGGGGAGAAGCCGUACAUCUGCCCUUACGAGGGCUGCAACAAGCGUUACUCCAAUUCAAGUGACCGCUUCAAGCACACACGCACCCACUAUGUGGACAAGCCCUACUACUGCAAGAUGCCCGGCUGCCACAAACGCUACACAGACCCCAGCUCCCUGCGCAAACACAUUAAGGCCCACGGCCACUUCGUCUCCCACGAGCAGCAAGAGCUGCUGAAGCUCCGACCACCUCCUAAGCCACAGCUGCCCACCCCAGACAGCCCCUAUGUCAGUGGGGCACAGAUCAUCAUCCCCAACCCCGCUGCACUCUUUGGGGGCCCGGGCCUACCUGGGCUGCCUGCAUCCUUGCCCCUGCCCUUGGCACCUGCCCCCCUUGACCUCAGCACCCUGGCCUGUGGUGGGGGCAGUGGUGUAGGACCUGGUCUUCCAGGCCCCGUACUCCCCCUCAACUUGGCUAAGAACCCGCUGCUGCCCUCGCCCUUUGGGGCUAGUGGGCUGAGCCUGCCUGUUGUUUCUCUCCUUGCGGGCUCUGCAGGGGGCAAGGCUGAGGGUGAAAAGGGGCGAGGGGUGGUGGGUGCCAAGGCUCUGGGCACCGAAGGCCGCAAGAUUCCUGGGGAGAGGACUGAGGGUAACCGUGCUCGGUCUGGCCCAGAUGGACUUUCCCUGCUGCCAGGCACUGUGCUGGACCUAUCUACAGGUGUGAACUCAGCAGCUAGUCCUGAGGCACUACCUCCUGGCUGGGUGGUCAUCCCACCAGGCUCUGUGCUACUCAAGCCAGCUGUGGUGAACUGAUAUCCUGAGGCCAGCCAUGGCCAGGGAGAGGGAAAAGGACUGGACAGAGACUCCUCCCCUCAUCCAGUCGUGACGAACGGAAAUUCUUCUGAGAAAUAGCAAUAAUGUCCUGCCUUAGGACUUGGCCAUCCUCUGGCCUAGUCCCUGUGAGGUGGGCAGGAGGUAACCAGGACACAUGGGGAAGAGGUAGGCCUUGGCCUGGGGCUGGCUUCAUCUUUGUGUGUAGAGAUAAAACCCAUGUGGACAGAAAACAGGUCACUCUAGGGUCUCCUCACCUCCAUGACCUCUGGAAUGAUGGCAUGGAAGGCGAAAGGUAAAUCCCAUCAGAUAAAAAAGUGAAUUUUUGGCCCAUAGAGCGAGCGCCUUGGAUCCUAUUGACCUCUCUCCCAAUCCAGCUCCUCUACCUUCAGCAAAGGGUCUGGUCCCAACUCUCUUAGGGAGGGAACACCAAUACCCAGUCCCUUUUUCCAUGCUGCACCAAAUCUACUCUGCUCUCCCUCCUCAGUUUCCGUUUUGGAAUGCUGCUCCACAGUCUGGCUUUUGGCAUUCAGCUCUUCCCAUGUUUAUCUGGUGCCAACUGACCACUGUCGUAAGGCUCCACCAUCACUUUCUCCUUCCAGCCAGAUAAUGCUGCCUUCAUAUCCUGAAUGUGAGGGAGCUGGGUCAUAGGAAUAGCAUCCCACUCUAGCAGUGGAAGCCUCAUCCCUGCCAUUUCAACCCCAUGGCUACCAUGAACUACACGGGCCAGGAGAAUUCCAAUGGUCCCCCACAAGCCUCUCCUUCCGCCUCUUCAGAGCUGGCCCCAGCCCAGCUUUGGGAACAUCUACAGACCCCUCUCCUUCUGACCCACUUUUCAGAGGGAGAGAAAGACAGACGCAGACCUUGGCAGUGCCAUGGAGAGAACAGGUUCUUUCCCUUGCUCCCCCUUCCCCUCCCUGCUAAUUGACAAGGUAUCUCCCACCCUAGGGGUAGGGUGGGAGGGCUGCUCCCCCUAGCUCUGUUAACUUUGUGCUGAGGAAGAGGACCAAGGCAGGCCUAUCUCCCUCCUGCCCCUCUUAUAAAGCAGCAUCCCCAACAAGCUUCAGGGCACGUCCUUUUUUUUCCUGGCUGGAUAGAAAACUUGAGACCCAACUCUGUGGUUAAGGAGAGCAGCUCACAGGGCUGGGGCAUUCCCAUGGCAGGUAGAUGGCAAAUAUGGAGAAGGCAGGCCCUGGAAAUUCCUGAAUUUGCCUCUUCUGAACCCCUUUUGUUUUGAGGUUACAUUAAGAGUUCAACUAUGGUUCCUCAGGGUCACCACUCUGAUAUUCUCAUAGAAGACAACAGAGGAAUAUAGGUAUUUGUUUCGUCCUGAGGUAGUUUCCAGACCAGCCAUGGUGCUCAGUUGCCAAGUUCCCUGCUGUUACCCUUUUGUACAGUACCUCUGCUUGGGGGAAAAGGAUGGGCAGAGAACAUUAGGGGUGCUGUGCUGCCUCUAGAAUUCUAUCACCUUCCCUUGGGCAUCCAUUUCCCAGGAGACCCACUAAGCCCCUAGACUUUAGUGGGGGGAUAUCGAGAGGAGAAUUCAGUUCUAAGCUAGCUGAGCCUUUGCUGGGGCUAGCAGAAGAUUGCAAAGGCAUUGUCUAAACUCUAGCCAGGAAUUCUGGCUGCAUUCUCACAUUAGAGAAUUAGAAUGGAAGAUAACAAAAAGGUUGUUGGAAUUAGGAACCAGCAAGGAGGCAGGGCAGUAGCUAGGUAGGAUGUUCAGUGGAGGCAGCCAGAAGCAUGCUACAUUGCAGGACCAGAAGGAAAGUGAAAAUAGCACCCGAAGGGUCCAUGCCUUCAGUCACUGGGGUAUUUCAGAGUGGAAUGGAGCCAGCUUGCUAGAACAGGUUUCAGUAGAUAACUUUGGUUUGAGCCACCUGGUUGAAACUUUGAAUACUGGGGGUUGUGGUCUCAAAUCAACUUGCAUGGGAGGAGGUUAACCAUCUGUGAUCCUGAGGAAUUCAGUUGGCAGACAGCAGCAUAUGAAGAAUUUUGAGCUAUGCUUUAGGAAACCCGAAUUCUAGCCCCACUGUUUCCAUGAGUGGCUCAGCCUAAGCAAUUCUUUUUCUCCCUCUCCGUACCCCUACCCCCGUGCUGCUCCAAACCCCUUGGCCUUGUAAAACUUGGGAGAUCUACAGCCAGAGAAAAAGGGAUAUUGCAUGCGUUUUAUUUUUUUCCCCCACAAAGGCAGGGGAGUCUCUUGGUCGGCUCUCCUGGUGUGCUCCCCUCCUAUUUGUUUGAUGAUGGCUGGAAUUGCCUGACCUGCACCGUAAGUACUGUAAGCUCAUCUAGACUCUACAGAGCCAGAGAAGGCCUGGCCUGUACUGCAGGCAUGAAUAAGCUAAACAAACCCUUUAGAUGAGGGGGCACCUCAGCAGGAUGGCUGAGGUCCUGUCCACUCCCAUAACUACCUUCCCCAUUCCUCUCCGCCCUCCCUCCCUAUCCCAGCUAUGAAGCAGCAGGACGGCUCUCCCAAGAGAACAUAAUACUGGCUUGCCUCCCUCCCCAAGGGGGGCACUUUACCUCUUGCCUGGUGUCACAGAAAGAACACUGGACUGGGAGUCAGGAGAUCCAUAUAAAAGUCCCUGCUCUGCCACUGACUAUGUUUUGUCACAUAAACUUGCUGUGACUUUAGGCAAGGCACUUCUUUUGUCUGGGCCUCAGUUUCCUCAUUUAUAAAAUGAGGGGGUUGGACUAAAUGAUUGCUCAAGUCCCUUCCAGUGCUGACAUUAUUAGAUUAUACUUGCCUCUUCUCGUUUGGGUGGCUCAGUGCCACCAGCUCCCCCUGACUGCCCUUCUGUUACAGAGGGGUCACUCUGUCCUGGCCCUCACCUCUGCUGGGCUCUCAAAUCCCAGACUGUGAUUAGGUUACAGCAGCUGGGGUUUUCCACGGAAUAGGGAACCCAAGUAUGGAAGGAGGGAGCUGGUCUCCCUCCUUCUGUCCCCUACUAGGAACCAGACACCCCACUGUUAUCCCCCACCUAAGGGCCCCAGGCCUUAAAUAACUGGCUGGCUCAGUGCUAGGGCCCACAGUUACCCCUAGUCUGGGGCAUCUGCCCUUCCUGACUAGCGGGAGUGACCAUCAAGGGUUGGGGGUGGUGGUUUGAGAUGCAAGCCCAUGGAGAAUAGCAACAUGGCACUCAAAAGAGUUAACAUUAGCUCAGCAUGUGAUUUGGUGAUAGACUAGGCUUUAAAGGGCCGGUGUACUUUUUUUGUUGUCAUUGUUGGUUUGUUGUUGCACAUUCCAAGAUAUCAGUAUUUUAACAGUUUCUAAGUGCCUUUCUAUUGUAGCUUACGUUUUUCCUCCUCUUGGCUCCAUUGCUGUUAGCAUAGAGUUUAAAAAAAAAGAGAGAUAAGCUAAUGACUAUAACAAUAUAUUCCUCCAUGUGAGAGGAAGUUUAUAAAGAAACAAUAAAAGUGAAUUGCAAAGAUGA